UGAUGUGGCGGGCUCAGCGACCUCUCACUUCUUCUCGUUAGGAUACUGUUAACGAUCUGUUUAAUAUCCGAUCAUAUUUUGCUUUGUAGUUUGCUUGUAAAGACACUUAACUACAGGUCGAAAUGGUCGAAGGUCCAGGAUGCACUUUGAACGGAGAGAAGAUUCGUGCAAGAGUUCAAAAGGGACAGAAAGUUUUACACAUACAAGGAAAUGAAACCAAAACAACAUCAGAUGACAGCAGCAGAAGCUCUUAUCAGAGUUUUAAGGGCAGUGCGUUUACAGGUGUGGAGACUCUGGGGAAAGAGCUCUUGAUGUAUUUUGGCGUCAGAGCUCUGAGAUUACACUUCGGCAUGAACGGCUCCUUGAGGAUAAACCCUAUUAAGAAAGACAUGAAUGGAAAGCCUCCAAUCCUGGUUAUCCAGCUCACCAACGAUGCCAUUUGUUUCUUUGACACAACUGUAGAAAUCAGACUUUUAGAGGACUGUGAGCAGAAAGUAAGAGCCAUGGAGGCUCUCGAUAUCUGUUCGCCCAAGUUUAGUUUCUCUCGGGCGGUGGAAGCUGUGAAGACGGAGAGAGCGAGGAUGCUGUGUGAUGUUCUGUUGGAUCAGACUGUCCUGCCUGGUGUUGGAAACAUAAUUAAAAACGAAGCGCUUUUCGACAGUGGCCUUAACCCUGCUGUCAAGGUCAGUCAGUUGACGGGCGAACAAGUUCAUCAUCUUGUGAAGAUGACUCGAGACUUCACGCUUCUGUUUUAUAAGUGUAGAAAGAAUGGGUCUCCGCUUUACAAGCAUUACAAGGUGUACAAACGUCCAAACUGUGGGCAGUGUAGCGGAACUGUCACUGUCUGUCGACUGGGAGACAACGGCAGGAUGACAUACUACUGUCAGCGCUGUCAAACUGGUGAUCCGAGUGAAGUGAACAUCAGUAAACUCCCAACUCGUAAUAGUCUGAUUGGAUGGGCUUAUCAAGGAGGAAUGAGCAGCAGCGAACAUGUGGCUAAACGAGAAGAGGAAGAGUGGGCAUGUUCCCUCUGCACUUUAAUCAAUAGGCCUUUCAACAAGCAUUGUGAUGCCUGCAUGAGCCCCAGGCCAGAUGAGCCCCAAAAGCUGGAACAUUCACCUUUGAGUUCAGACCUGAUCCGCUACCCCUGCAACAGUUUUAGCAAACCCCUGCAGGAAAUAAAGAUGAAUCGCAGGGCCGCAUUUGGGACAACCACUCUAGUGCUAACCAGCCUCGGUGCAAAACCUGACUCUCCUUCAAGUCCUGCCAUUAGCCAGGCACACACACCAGAGACAAUGAGAGGUCUGAGCACGCACGGCAACUGGCAGCGGAAGAGUCCCAGUAAUGGCGUGAGUGGGAUGCAAUUCAAAGGCAAUGAGCCCUAUAAGAGAGAAUCUCCAACAGACCACAGUCAGCCUAACAAGAGAAUGAAAACCACGAAUGGAGCGCUUUCUGGAGGAAACAUGAAGCACAUCUCCUCAAGGGGCACGCAACAAAGUAAUGAUGCAUCCCUUCCCAAAACCCCCUGCUGUAAAAGCCAUCACCGACCAUGCACCCAGAGAGUGGUCACUAAGGAAGGAGAAAACAAAGGCAGACAGUUUUACACCUGCUCCCUGCCCCGAGAGACUCAAUGCAACUUCUUUGAGUGGGCAGAUCUGCAUUUCCCCAUGUGUCAUCAUGGCAAACGGACCGUUAUGAAAACCGUUCUGAAACUGGGACCCAAUAAUGGCCGCAACUUCUACACAUGCCCAGUUAAAAUGGGCAAGCAGUGUAACUUCUUCCAGUGGGCUGAAAAUGGCCCUGGCAUCUCAAUUCUGCCUGGCUGCUGAGUCCACAGUGUGAGUUGGACAUGACAUCUUUUCAAGUGCAUUAAAAAGCUUUUAAAGCAAUGUUUGCUUUUUAUGUUGAGAUGAUGAAAACAAGUGUGCUUUGUCAUAGUAAAUCUUUA
Molecule: messenger RNA, 1948 nt
Organism: Danio aesculapii
Lineage: Eukaryota; Metazoa; Chordata; Actinopteri; Cypriniformes; Danionidae
Gene: neil3
Product: nei-like DNA glycosylase 3
Exons: 10
Coding region: 123-1829 (568 amino acids)
Biological process (GO): base-excision repair
Cellular component (GO): nucleus
Molecular function (GO): zinc ion binding; damaged DNA binding; DNA-(apurinic or apyrimidinic site) endonuclease activity
Source: RefSeq, a predicted model, not a curated record